Molecule: messenger RNA, 1914 nt
Organism: Trichoderma citrinoviride
Lineage: Eukaryota; Fungi; Ascomycota; Sordariomycetes; Hypocreales; Hypocreaceae
Product: subtilisin-like protein
Exons: 5
Coding region: 1-1914 (637 amino acids)
Biological process (GO): proteolysis
Molecular function (GO): serine-type endopeptidase activity; tripeptidyl-peptidase activity
Source: RefSeq, a predicted model, not a curated record
AUGAAGAUCAGCCUGAUCGUCCUCAACAGCCUCUUGGCUGGUGUCAUCGCGGUCCCAACUGGCUCUCAAGUGAUUCAUGAGAAACGAGAUACCAGCAAUGCUCGAUGGAUCAAGCGCGGGGAACUUGAUCCCAAUACCAAGGUUCCAGUCCGCAUCGCCUUGAAGCAAAACAACCUCGACAAGGGCAUGGACUAUCUCCUUGAUGUGUCUCACCCAGACUCUGCAAACUACGGGAACCACUACACGGCCGACCAGGUGGUCGAUCUGUUCGCACCCAGCGAGGAGUCGAUAUCGGCUGUCAAGGCCUGGUUGGUUAACUCUGGCGUUCCCGCAAAAUCGAUCACCACCUCUAAGAGCAAAGGGUGGCUUGACUUCACGACAACGUCUGGGCAGCUCGAGUCGCUGCUCCAAACCUCAUUCAACACCUAUGAUCACGUCGAGGCAAGAGAUGUCCACGUCGGCACAGACGAGUACAGUCUGCCAAAAGAAAUAUCUCAACACGUUGACUUCAUCACUCCGGGUGUUGUUUUCGCCCCUGUAAAGACGUCUUCUACAAACGAAAAGCGUGGACAAAAAUCCAUUCGCCGCGCCUCCAAGCCUCUUCCAGCCAGUAUUGCGCAGAUCCUCAAGGAAAACCCUCUUGCCACAUCGACAUGCGGCUCUGCCAUUACCCCGCAAUGCAUCAAGUCGAUGUACAACAUCACGGCUGGAACCUCGGCCACUUCCACAAACGCCCUGGGCAUUUUCGAAACGGAAGAUACCUAUGCGCAACAAGAUCUCACCUUGUUCUGGGAGAACUUUGCCACCAACAUCCCAUCAUCUACGGGGCCCAAGGUCGACGAAAUCGACGGCGCUACUGCCCCUACAAGCCCUUUCAGCGCCGGCGGAGAAUCCGACCUAGACUUCGAGAUCGCCAUCCCCAUCAUUUACCCUCAGAGCACAGUUCUCUACCAGGCUGCCGUUAAGAAUGAUGACAUCUUUAACACAUUCCUCGACGCUAUUGAUGGAACUUACUGUACCUUUUCGGAUGAUGGCGAGACGGGCGAUGACCCUACUAUUGACGGCACUACCCGAAACGAGCAGUGCGGAACUUUCAAGCCCACCAACGUCAUCUCAUUCUCGUACGGCACUGCAGAGGCUGACUACCCUACCUACUAUCUCCAGCGCCAAUGCGACGAAUUCAUGAAGCUCGGCCUCCAAGGUACGAGCAUUGUCUUCGCCAGUGGUGAUGAUGGUGUUGCUCGUCGAUCGGGCCCUUGCCUCGGCCCAAAGCAAAACAUCUUCACUCCGGGUGAGCCUGCUAGCUGCCCGUACGUGACAUCAGUUGGUGCUACAACUCUUCCGUCCGGUAAACAACCCGGCGAUCCAGAGACUGCCGUUACAUCCUUCUCUUCCGGUGGUGGCUUCAGCAACAUCUGGACCACACCAAGCUACCAAGCCAAUGCCAUAGCAUCUUACUUUGCCAGCCACGACCCUGGCUAUGCUUCCUACAACACUUCCGGCGGCGUGAUCCCCACCACUGGCGGCAUCUACAACAAGGCUGGUCGUGGCUAUCCCGAUGUUUCCGCUGUAGGUGACAAUGGUGUCGUUGUCAACCGGGAAGAGGAGGUGAUUGAAGGCGGUACCUCCAUGUCUGCGCCUCUGUUCGCUGGCAUUCUGACCCGAAUCAACGAGGAGCGUAUUGCUGCCGGCAAGAGCCCAAUCGGUUUCGCCAAUCCUGCGCUUUAUGCCAACCCCUCCAUGUUCCACGAUAUCACUGUGGGGAACCAAGCAAAGGGUGGUCCCAACGGUGAUGGAGGCGCCAGUGCUUGUGGCAACACGGGGUUUUCUGCUGUUGCUGGUUGGGAUCCAGUUACAGGACUGGGAACACCCAACUACCCUGCUUUGCUGGAGUAUUUCCUCAGCCUCUCCUAA